CCACUGCUUCAGGGAGGGGAGGCAAUUACAGCCAGGGGCUGGGAGGCCUGACAGCAGGUCUUGGGCGUGGGGGGCGUGGCACCCUGAGGGGUGGGGGGCUGGAACAAACAGGACACCUGGGUUUAUCUACAGGCGGCGGAUGUUGGCGCCCUUAAGGAGGGCAGUCUUCCGGGCGGGGCUGGGGCGGAGUCAGUCUUUAAAAGCUGUUCCCAGGUCUGGCCCGCCUGCCGCAAAAGCUGAGCCCAGGUGGGAGAGGUCUGUGGCAUCUGCGCUUGGCAGCUGCGGCAACUCCGGAGACCACAAAGCGCUUUAUGGUUUACCCCCUCCACGGAAGGUCGGUCUGGUCACAGCUGCGGGCCGGGGAGAGGAACCGGGGGUCCCCCCAGUCAGGAGGCCUCAGGGCAGCACCACUUCAGUGCGGGGACACCAGACAGCGGAUUUGGCAUUCAGCUCUCCUAAAAGUGUGCCGAACUGGUUGGAAGCAAAGGCUCCAGUUUAAACGCUGGACUUUAGGGAUGAAAUAUACUUUUUAGAAACCCAAGUUCCUCGGCAACGACUCCAGACUGGGAAGACCCUUCCAUUUUCAGGAUCGACGCUUCACGUUGAGGGGAGGGCAUUCAGGACGCCCUCUUAAGGCUUCUCCCGACCCAUGGCGCUCCCGGGCUCCUCACAGGACCAGGCCUGGAGCCUGGAGCCUCCGGCUCCCACGGCUGCUGCCUCCUCGUCUUCGGGACCCCAGGAGCGGGAGGGUGCUGGGAGCCCCGCAGUCCCUGGGGUGCUACCCCUGGAGAAGGUGAAGCGGCCGAUGAACGCGUUCAUGGUAUGGAGCUCCGCUCAGCGCCGCCAGAUGGCGCAGCAGAACCCAAAGAUGCACAACUCCGAGAUCUCCAAGCGCCUGGGCGCGCAGUGGAAGUUGCUGGGCGAGGACGAGAAGCGGCCCUUCGUGGAGGAGGCCAAGCGGCUCCGCGCCCGGCACCUGCGCGACUACCCCGACUACAAGUACCGGCCUCGGCGCAAGGCCAAGAGCGCGGGCGCCGGACCUUCCCGCUGCGGACAGGGAAGAGGCAGCCUGGCCAGCGGCGGCCCACUCUGGGGGCCAGGGUACGCGACCACCCAACCCAGCAGAGGUUUUGGGUACAAACCCCCCAACUACUCAACAGCCUACUUGCCUGGCAGCUAUGGCUCUUCCCACUGCAAACUGGAGGCCCCCUCACCGUGCUCCCUCCCUCAGAGUGACCCUAGGCUCCAGGGGGAGCUGCUGCCCCCCUAUGUCCCCUAUCUGCCCCCAGGCUCUCCCACUCCAUACAACCCUCCCCUUUCUGGUACCCCCAUGCCCCUAACCCACCUCUAACCCUCAUGGAUGCAGCCCUCACCAGAUCAGCCUCCUCUUCCUUUUUUUAAACCAGCAGCAUUCCCUACCCCAGGCGGCCGACCCUUUCCUGUAUUGGACUACAGUUCAGGGGCUGCCUGCAGUCCUCCCAUGGAAGCCAGGGAGAGCAGCACACAGUUGUAUUUUUGGUAGUAUUAAACACAGUUUUGUAUUAUUCAA
Saimiri boliviensis boliviensis (Bolivian squirrel monkey) is the source of this 1549-nucleotide messenger RNA. RefSeq names its product SRY-box transcription factor 15 (gene SOX15). Lineage: Eukaryota; Metazoa; Chordata; Mammalia; Primates; Cebidae. The record is from RefSeq and is a predicted model, not a curated record. Gene Ontology annotation, molecular function: RNA polymerase II cis-regulatory region sequence-specific DNA binding; DNA-binding transcription activator activity, RNA polymerase II-specific. Gene Ontology annotation, cellular component: nucleus. Gene Ontology annotation, biological process: brain development; negative regulation of transcription by RNA polymerase II; positive regulation of transcription by RNA polymerase II.